Messenger RNA from Ostrea edulis (European flat oyster), 1899 nucleotides. RefSeq lists its product as uncharacterized. NCBI's taxonomy places the organism in Eukaryota, Metazoa, Mollusca, Bivalvia, Ostreida, Ostreidae. The transcript has 6 exons. The record is from RefSeq and is a predicted model, not a curated record. Bases 1 to 1899 code for a protein of 632 amino acids.
AUGCAUGCUCUGCAUUGUCCGUUCAUUGGUUUGGCGGUGGUGACGCUGUUAGUGAGCGGCACCACUAGGAAGGAGAACUCGACACACAAGAUGAGGAACGUGGUGUCGCUGGUGGUUUUAUUGCUGGGGUUCACAUCCGCGGGGUAUGCCCCAGUUGGAUUUGUACAGCCACCCUUCAUCCCGCCGCCCGGACCAACUAUCACUAAACUGAAACCCAUCCACGUCAAAACGACAGUCACGUUUCCAAAUGGUUUCACGAGAGUGUUUUUCCCUAACAAAGGAAUGAACUUCGUUCCUUUCGGGGGAGCGCCACUUCCUGUUCCGUUCCCAGUAGCGCCCAUGCCCAUGGCACCCGUUCCCGCAUUUCCGGUAGCCACACCCAUGAUACGGCCUGUGACUUCCGUGAUACGGCCUUUGACACCCGUGAUACGGCCGAUGGCUGUUAAUACUGGAUUUCCGGCUGCACAGAAAGUUGUCCAACAAAACAAUAAGGAGCCAGAACCAGCACCAGCACCCGUGAAACCCAUCAUAGAAAAACCGGAAACCGCUAAUCCGAUCGAACAAAUCGGAAACCCAGUGUACGGCGGAACGUUCGUGGUAAAUGUAGACAGAAGUAGGGGUUUUCGACCCAUGCCAUUCCCAACUAUUCGACGCUUUGAAAAUAUCGAUAUUCCCUUGGCUCGUGGUCCACAAAUCUCACAGCAGAUGAACUUCAUAGACAACAGACUGAACAACAACGUCUUUGAUUUCGAGCCCAGAACUGUUGGGGGAAGGUUUGAUAUAGGUAAACGCGUUAUAGAUUUUUUCAAAAAGCCAAAAAUACGCACCUUUUCUGAAAUAUGUAAUUACUUUCAGCCUCCAAUACGUCUUGAUCCGCCCCGGGUGAAAGUAGAAACAACACAGGCAGUGAUUCCUCGUGAACCCCCGGUUCCUGGAUCUCUGACUGUGCUAUAUUUUCCCUAUAUUCUAGUCAUCGACAAUGUUGAGCCACUUCCAAUUAUUCCAAUCCAGACCUCCCAUCCUGUUGACCAGGUACUUCCGCCGAAACCAGUUCCUCGGCCCGUUUUUCCAGCGGGUCCAGUAGACAUAAGACAGAGACCUAUAAUUUCAGAGGGUCCUACACGAGGGGAUGUUCCUAAUAUUGGAUUGGUUUCUCCAGUCCCCGGGGACCAAGGAAACGUUGUGAUGGACUUCAAAGACUCGGGCGCUGUAGCAAACAACCUUGACGUAAUAAGCAACGAGUUCAGAUCUGCUGGUGGUGUAAGUGCUAUGAAAAUAGGGGCUGAUGCAGCACAAGUAGGUGGUGGCGCCGGGCCUGUGGUGGAUUUUGGCCCUGCUCCUGCUCAGUUAGUCGACGUUGACGCUCGUGCUGGCUUUGUUGACGCUCGUGCUGGCUUUGUUGACACUCGUGCUGGCUUUGUUGACAAUCGCGGCAUCAACAUAGCAGCAGAAAAUUCUCUGAUUUCAAACGAUCUAGGAAUGGUCAAUUCCAAUUUCGCUGCCCAUGGCCAUGGUCAUUUUGGAGGAGGCAAUGGAUUUGAUCAUAUAGACAGUAUCAAUAUCAACAUCGAUCCCAGCCUCGGUCUCGAUUUUGGUCCAAUGGCUGGAGAUUCGGGCAUCGCUUCCCGAUUCAACUCUGCCACUGGCAUUGGUCAGUCUUUUGAUGAUCGAGUUAUUGACAACAGGGUGGCCUUCGACAACCCAAAAUUAUCGAAUUUCGAAGCUACAUCCAAUUUCGUUGAACCAGCACCGAUAUCGCUGAUGGAAACCUCAUUUGACAACGCAGCCAUGUCUUCAAACUCGUUCUCAUCUAAUAUAAAAUCAGGUGGUGGCAAUAACGAUAAUCAUAUCAUGCGAAGAACCACGACUGUAAGAAAGCUCAUCAGGAAACAAGUAUGA